UAUGGCGAAUAACAGCUGAUUUUAACGAUUAAACUGUGAUUUUAACGCUGAUUCGUAUCAGAAUAGACCAUUGGAGAUAUUUUCCACCUUCUUAUGUCAAAGUAGUAUAUUUACAUGGGCAAUUACGUAAUUUAUAAACGAUUUAGGUGAUUAGAAAGGAACUAUUUUCACCUCAAAUUGAUCAUCAACCUCCAUUAUAAGUAAUAAUAAGCUAAGAUUUUCAUUAUAAGCUGCAGUCUCCCUGUUAGAGGGUUUCCUCCGGUUUGACGCAUCGCCCCCUCUUUACCUUGCGCCUUUGUAUCGCCACCUUAUAGCCAUCUGAAAAAACCGGGGAUCCUCCUCACUGAAAGACAUUAAGAAGCCAAACCUGUUCAGAAACAACCUCUAUACGCAAUCUCGCCAUCCCACCCACUUCUCCUGGGCUCACAUCUUUAAAGCCCACACUUCUGGGCUCUGAUCAGAUGCAGAGAGCCACAGUCUGCCUCACCCUCCUCCCUCUGCGUUUCCACCAAUCUGUGCGUCGAGAGGUCCACCCCAACCCCUGAACCUGAAUCUACCCGCCCUGCUGGCAUAUAAAUACGACUUUAAUCACAACGGCACUUCUUGGUCGUCAGAAACGCUCAGGGUUGCAGCAGAACAUCCCCCUUCGUCUUAUCCCAUUCAUCGUUUCUCUGUUUUAUAACAAAAACAUCAUCCAUUUUCACUCUCCCCCCACUUUUUUCCGAGCUGUAGUGGUUUUUGCGGCCAGUUGCAUGCAUUUUUCGUCUCCCAAAAUGGUUUGCGAGACUAAAAUUGUUGCGGACGAACAUGAUGCUAUACCUGGGACCAAAAAAGAGUCGAUGAUGUGGAGCACUGUGCCGGCCAGCGCGGCUCUGAACCCCGCAGAGGCGAGGGAUGUGAGGAAAGAUGUGGUUUAUAUCCGCGAGUUCGAGUGCGGGGAUCAUGAGGAGGUGCGGCGCAUCUUUUACGAGGGUAUUAUGGAGAGGAUACCCAACACGGCGUUUAGGGGGCUCAGGCAGCAUCCCAAGACCCAGUUUUUAUAUGCUCUUCUGACAGGUUCCUGUUUCUGGGUGGCAAUGCUUGACGGACGUGUGGUUGGGAUCGUGGCAGCGCAAGGCCGCGAGGACGACAACUCGGUGGAGCUGCGGCGCAUGUCGGUGGACUCUCGUUACCGCGGCAAAGGCAUCGCAAAGGUACUGGGUCGGCGCGUUCUGGAGUUCGCCGUGCGCAACAACUACGCCGCUGUGGUCCUCGGCACGACGGCUGUAAAGUUGGCCGCCCACAAGCUGUACGAGUCGCUGGGCUUCCGCCGAAUGGACCAGAGCAAGGACUACCGGCUGCCCGGGAUGAGGCGCACGCCGCUGGAGAGGCUCUUCUUCCAGAUCCGCCACAGCCGCUACCGCUUGCAGCUCCGUGAGGAGUGAGAGGUGACAGAGAGGGAGGGAGAGAUGGAGAAGACAGGGACAGAGAGAGCGACGACCCUCCACCCGAGAGCCCAGACAGCAUCCUCUCCUCUGACAGCUUUUAUUUAUUUUGUGUCAUUAGAGAUAACGCCGAGUACAACUUAACACUAUUUCAUCUUUAAAGUCACUAACGUUUUCAUUCCUAUUAUGCUUUUUUUUUUGCUGUUGUUUUUGUUUUAUACUUUUACAUUUUAAAUAAGAGUUUGUUUUUUCCCUCUAUUUUAUUAAGAUAUUUUUUUGUACCUUUGCCCCUCCCCUUUACACUGUGGGAGAAAAGGCUUUUUAUAGAAGACGUCUUAACUGGCACCCUCCCCUGCCCCUUUGGUUUAAAGAUGAUGUGAUCAAUGCUCCCCUUCAUUAGACUCCACGAUGCCCUCUCUACCCCUCCCCUAUACCUCAAGCCUUCCCUCCCCUCCCACACUCUCUCUACAGCAAAAUCCAACAGAUGGGUUUGGCACAGGAAAGUGCAGUGAGACAUUUGUGUCAUUGGGGGUGGACAAAGCAAUGGAUUUGGUUGGGAGGGGCAGAUAUGGCUUCCUCGAGAGCAAAACAAACACACCAAAAAGUGUUUGGGGAGCUUGUGGAUCGCACUCUUUCCAAAAGCUCUUCAAUGUUACAUUGUGUGCUCUGUGGAUAUAAAGCAAGUCAUUUGGCUUGCAGCCAGCCGCUCAAGACGCCAUAUUGAAGCACAGCAAGUGUGUUACUGACCCCCACAGUGAGAGAGAAGGAUGGCAGGAUGGUUACCGGAACAUGCACCCAAUGCAGUGCAUCUUCCCCACACACUCCUCCUCUUCCUCCUCUUCCUCACUGAUUUAAUUAGAUCCCUCCCUUCUUUGUUUUAUUAAUCCCUGCGUUUCUCACUGGAGCUGUGGAGAGGCUCUCUGAUUGGUCGAGGUGAAAGGAGGUGUGGAACAGAUCCCAUGAUACAGUAUAUCUGCAAGUCAGAGCUUGUGUGUGUGUGUGUGUGUGUGUGUGUGUAAGUGUGAGAGAGUGUGUGUGUGUGUGUGUGUGUGUAAGUUUGAGAGUGUGUGACUGUGUGUGUGUUUGAUGAGGCUAUGGUCAGACAUAACGCCAUGCCUAAACAGCGUAUGAUGAAUUAACCUAUUUUUUUCGCGUGAACAGACACGCACCUUUCUUGCUAUGAGUCAAGUAUUAUCAAAGUAACUACUUUCUAUGUGUAUUUAUAAACUGUUCACUUAUAGAAGAAAGAUACAUUCUAACAUUUUGAAUAUGUUUAGUAUCUGACUAAUCAUUAGUAAUUUUCUAACACAUAUUACCACAUUGUAAUAUGCUAAUUUUACCGUCAAAACUACGACAAUUACAGAGUAGCUGCGCUCCACAGAUUAAUCCAGGUUUUUAGGGAACAACUUGGGUAACACAUGACUACUAGCAAUACUUGCAAACCUGUAACUGAGCACAAACAGCAAAUAACUAUCUAAUGUAUUAGCAUCCCCACUUCCUCAUGUAUUUAUAUUGUGGAGACUCAUGUAGCGAACAAAACGUCCCCCAUAACACCUCUCUCCAUCUCCAUCUCCUUCCUCUAAGCAUAACAACCAGCAGUAGAUUCAGCCAUCCACGACUCUGAGCCUAAGUUACGUCGUCAUACCAUUUGUAAAAAGUAAAACAUAAAUCAAAAAUGGAAAAAAAAAUCAAAUAAGUUGAAAAAAGGAAAGAAAAAAAUUGAAUACAAAUGUAAUCGUCAUGAAUCCCUCCUCGCCUUGCCACCCCUCCCCCCUAAACUCCCCGACCUCCCAUAUAUGGAUCUGUCUGCAACCCUGGGCUAGACCCUAAACCUUCCAUCUGAACCCUCCUCUGACCUUUGACCCUAGCUUGCCCCAGGCCACGCCCAUUUCCUGCCCAUCUCUGCAUGCGCCACAGAGCCUUGCUGCACUGCUUUUAUUACUCCAUUUGAAGCUUGUGGGACAAAACCUUAGACCCCGCCCCUUACUCUGAUGUCAUCCAGGAAGUGUGACGAUCAGGCUGGUGCCAGGUUGCAAUGCUUGUACUGUAUGGGUGGGAUGCAGAGAGAUCAAAUGUGUGUGUGUGUGUGUGUUCAGAUACAUUCACCGACUGCAGCACUGUCUGGAUGACAUCACGCCUGCCAGCCAACCAACUGUAGAAUGCAAAGCAAUGCAAGUGUGGCAUGCCUCUGUACCUGGUGUGUGUGUACGGUGCCUGCCCUGGAAGAGUGUAGAGAAACAUUUAUAAACAAUAUAUAAAUAUAAAUAUAUAUAUAAAAAGAAAAUAAGCUUCUUUUUUUAAAUGAACAUAUAAAGAAAUGUGUUUUUCUUUGUCUGUUUGAAAAAAAGAACAAUUGUAUCAUUUGCAUGAAAUGUGUAUUUGAAUGCAAAAAUAACUUUUAGAGGAGAAACUCUUAGCACAUGGCAUACAGUGGAACCAUAGACUUGUCAUUUUGUUUUUGUUUUAGAGUAUUUUAUUUCAUUUGGGUCUAUGGGAGGGAAAUUAAUACUAGCCAUGAGCCAGUGCACAUAAAUCUUUAGGAGCGUAACGUCUAACUUAGAAUGCUGCUCGAUAUUCAGAUGUAAUCGUCACUGGCUGGAGGACUAAAAAGUGAGUUUCCUAUCUUUAUCUCAGUGGGAAAGAGGGGCAUAAGACUGAAGAGCAACCAGCUUGUGGUAAGGGUCGUCAAUGGGCAUUACAGAUGAUGAAAGAAGAGUGUUUCCAUGCAGUACAUAGUGCAACAUCCUUUCAUCCACUAAGUCCUUUGCCAAGUUUAUCAUAUGCAGAUGAAAGAAACGCGCAGCAGGAUACCGUUAGAACUUGCAGUGAGGGUGACAUGUUGAGACUUUGCUACAGGUGGAAGCUGUUCCCUGUCAAACGUGUCCUCAAACGCCACAUUGAACCUCGAACUGUGUCAGCAAAAUGAAUACCUUAUGUCGCAUCUAACUUCGGAAGAAACUUUCCAUAAUAUUGUUUUUCUACAAAAAGGCAUUAUUCCACAAACGGACAGAAGUUGACCUUGAAAAUGAUAUAUGUCCCAUGGCACUAAGUCUUAUUCCCCUUCGUUUCCUUUAUUUAAAGCCAUGUGUUGAAGCCACUUCUAGAGGAGUUUUAGCGACUGACAAGCUUUCUCUUUCAACCUUAGAUUUUUCUAGGAAAUUCUACAAAGUUAAACACAAGGCACAAACGGUACUGUUUUCAAAAAUACGUCAGAUCUUUUUAACACGUGGAGGAGGCCUCACACCACCUUGAUACAUCUGCUUUGAACUUGGUUGUUGCUGGAGAGUUGAAAGAGGAUAUUUUGCGACAAAAUAGGAGCAACAGCUAGCACUGGCCUUCAGAAGUACUUACAAAAGUCUUAAUGAGGCAGGAAGCAGAGGCACACUUGACUUUUUCCAGCUUGUUUUAAGAUAAUUAGAAUACAGAGCAGACAUUGAACCAUUUGAGCAAAGCUGAUCUCUCAGUUCUGAAAUAUAGGCGCCAGUGGGGCUGGGGAUUUGGAUUGCAGAUAUAUUUUAUGUUAGUUAUCGCUGUGUUAAGGUUGUUACUGUACGACCUGGGUUAGGUAUAAAGGAUGAGAGGGAAAAUAAUCUGUGGUUUCGAUCAUGUGGAAGAAUGUGAAGUCUGUCAAUUCUGAGCCAUUUCUGCUGCUGCCAAUCUCAGUUCUUUGCCUGAUGACAUUUAAAAUACUCCAUGUAUCUUUUGGGGAAGUGGUUAUCCAUACUGGUACAUAUACUGAACAAAAGUAAUAUCAUUUAAAUGGCCUAUGCCAAGGCUUUAUGCACUGGAAUCAAAACGCUGGAGUUCAAAUACCUUGUUGACUGCAUGGCUCGUAAAGGGGAGAUUUUAAUUGUAAAGAUUAAGUGCACUGACUAUAAUGCAUUUAUUUCUAGCAAUGUCUGUUUUCUACUUCAUGUGAAGUCUCACCUCCCAUUUAAAACCGCUACUUAACAUUAGCAUUUAGUAAUUAAACUGUAUGCAACUUCUACCGGAGUAUAUGUUUAGUUACAAACCAUUCCUCUGCUGAUGUACAAUCCAAAAAACAAUCUCACAUUUGUUUGUAUUUUGGUUUUCUCUGUUUGUUUGAAAGCAAGUGUCCUAUGGAGGUUUGAGAAAGUAUGCUGGAGUAGGCUUUUUAGUUUCGAGUGCUUUAGAAUCCAAAAAACGAUGCUCUGUUUCUGACCGCACCAGCUGAAGGCUACUGAAGCCAAAGCUUAACUUUAGCAGUUUUAAAAACCCUGGUCAUUCAAAUCUGGCCGUAAAAAUAUCAGUAUGCCACGAUCAACAUCCCGUUUACCAACAGUUGAAGGAGCAUAGUCAAAAAUGCACAAAUGUACAGAUCCUGUGGGUGUGUUGUGUUACUCAGAUGAUGUGUGUCAAUGGGGGGGG
This is a messenger RNA of Gymnodraco acuticeps, 5813 nucleotides long. It is a transcript of the gene aspnat, whose product is annotated as N-acetyltransferase 8-like. The transcript has 2 exons. The record is from RefSeq and is a predicted model, not a curated record. Gene Ontology annotation, molecular function: L-aspartate N-acetyltransferase activity. NCBI's taxonomy places the organism in Eukaryota, Metazoa, Chordata, Actinopteri, Perciformes, Bathydraconidae. Gene Ontology annotation, cellular component: mitochondrial membrane. Bases 753 to 1424 code for a protein of 223 amino acids.